Molecule: messenger RNA, 1389 nt
Organism: Aspergillus caelatus
Lineage: Eukaryota; Fungi; Ascomycota; Eurotiomycetes; Eurotiales; Aspergillaceae
Product: NAD(P)/FAD-dependent oxidoreductase
Exons: 4
Coding region: 1-1389 (462 amino acids)
Cellular component (GO): cytoplasm
Molecular function (GO): oxidoreductase activity
Source: RefSeq, a predicted model, not a curated record
AUGGGAUACCAUCAAGAUCUUCCCUCCUUCCUGCCAGUUGAUAAUCCUACUCGGCCAUUCUGGCGCACGGAACCUCACCCAUUAGAUGAACUCCGGAGCACAGAAACUCUUCCAAACCAGAGUGAUAUCGUCAUUAUAGGGGCCGGUUAUUCUGGUGUGAGCAUUGCAUAUCACAUCCUGAAACAUUUGAAAGGCCACAAUACGCCUCACCCCGCGAUUACUAUCCUUGAAGCAAGACAGAUCUGCUCUGGUGCAACUGGUCGAAAUGGUGGCCACCUACGACCCGACUUGUAUGACCGUAUCCCUACCUAUAUAAAGAGACAUGGGGUGGAUGCUGCAGCCGAGGUGGCCAACUUUGAACUCAACCAUAUAAAAGCAAUCAAGAAUCUCCUUGCAGAAGAAAACAUUGACUGUGAUUUCAAUAUCACUCGGUGUCUGAGCGUUUACUUGGAUGAAGCGGCAGGAGAAAAGGCAAAGAAGAAAUAUGAAGACCUAGUGUCACGAGGUCUGGCUUUUGCAGACGACAUACACUACACACCAUCAAAGAAUGCAGAAGGGAUUUCCGGAAUCAAAGGGGCCAAAGCAUGCCUCUCAUACACAUCAGGUACCCUGUGGCCCUACAAGCUUAUAUUGGGUCUCCUUUCGAAGAUUGUGGACUCGCCUGCAGUUAACGUUCAAGCAUUUACCCCGAUUCUUUCCGUAGUAUCUGACAAUUCUGGUCAUAUUAUCCAUACCCCGCGGGGACCCGUCCGCACGUCUAAAGUUGUCUACGCGUCAAAUGCAUACACAUCCGGCCUGCUGCCCGAGUAUUCAGCUAGUAUAGUUCCCUGUCGUGGAAUAUGUUGCCAUAUUGGGGUCCCGGAGAGUAAGACCGCACCAUUCUUGCCUUACUCUUAUGGUAUUGGCACAAAGACUGGCGAAAGCGGCGGCAGCUACCUGAUCUCGAGGCCGGACGGAAGUAUCAUCGUUGGGGGUGCCCAACGCACAUUCAUAGAUCAGAAAGACCAGUGGUAUGGAGUGGUUGAUGAUAGCAUACUGAUAGAACCAACCAAGGACUAUUACAAUGGCUUUAUGCAGCGCACAUUCAGAGGCUGGGAGGAUAGUGGGGCCUACGUGAAGGAUAUUUGGACAGGCAUUAUGGGAUAUUCGUAUGAUACUAGUCCUCAUGUGGGUGAGGUUCCCGGUAGACACGGGCAAUACAUUUGUGCCGGAUUUGAUGGCCACGGCAUGCCAGUGAUAUUCUUGACUGCAAAAGGACUUGCUGACAUGAUCCAACAUGGUAAGAGCUUCGAGGAUGUCCACUUGCCUCGACUUUACAAGUCGACGGCCGCGAGGAUAACGAACGCACAAGAUGGACCGGAAGGAGGCGAUAUAUUCAGUUUGAAUUGA